Molecule: messenger RNA, 1131 nt
Organism: Glossina fuscipes
Lineage: Eukaryota; Metazoa; Arthropoda; Insecta; Diptera; Glossinidae
Product: trypsin alpha-3
Exons: 5
Coding region: 180-1046 (288 amino acids)
Biological process (GO): proteolysis
Molecular function (GO): serine-type endopeptidase activity
Source: RefSeq, a predicted model, not a curated record
AUAAAACUUUACGUAGAUUUCACGAUUCAAUUGAUUCUAUAUUAGUUGAAAAUUAACCUUCAAUUAAAUAAGAACUUGACAAAGUUUUCUUUGUUGUCUUUAUUUAUUAUUCGCUUACUAUUACGCUUACUCGGAAAUAUUACAAAUUAAAAAUCUUGACAAUAUUAAGUACCGUUAAAAUGAUACUUAUACACGUGCUAAUAAUGAUCGCAUUUAUCAAGGUUUCACUGGCUGAUGAUAGUGUGGAACCGCGCAUUAUCAAUGGAAUUCCGGCUACUGUACAAGAAACUAAACAUCAAGUCUCCAUACGAAUAAAACAACGCGAUUUUCCCUUCGGCAAUGGACAUAUAUGUGGUGGUUCUCUAAUCGGGCCAAAUAAAGUUUUAACGGCUGCUCACUGCUUAUACAAUAACGAAACGAAGCGUUACCGUAGACCGAACGAGUUCAUUGUCGUACUGGGUACCUUAAAUCGUUUUAAACGUGUCAAUGGUACUAUUGUUUCCCAUGUUAGCUCCAUAGGGUAUAUGAAAACUUUUGAUAUGGAAACGAUGCGUGAUGAUAUUGGUUUAAUGUUUUUAAAAACGGGUUUACCUAUCAAUAAAACUCAUCUAACCGUUGCACCUAUAGAUAUGGCAAAUACUACAACACUUAAUCGAACUACUUGUCAAAUCUCUGGUUGGGGUAAAACCGAACAGGAUGUGUUAUCAACACUAUUGCGUACGGCAAAUGUGAGCAUUAUAGGUCAAGACAUAUGCUCAAUGGUCUACGGAAAUGCUUUGUAUAAAGGUAUGAUUUGUGCUGGUCGUUUAGCGGGCGGCACUGAUUCGUGUCAAGGCGAUUCGGGUGGUCCGCUAAUUUGUAACAAUACCUUGGUCGGAGUAGUGUCGUGGGGCACAGGUUGCGCUCAGCCCUUAUCUCCAGGUGUUUACUCUGAUGUUCAAUAUUAUUACAAAUGGAUUAUGAAGCAUAACAAUGCUAGCAGUAAUGUAUUUAGUAUGCUUUACAUCUUGAUAGCUGGUGUAUUAAGCAUACGAACCAUGAUUUGAACUCAACACUUAUUUUAUCAUUUAUUUUAUUAUUUAGAAAUUAUUUUAAAAAAAACAAAAAGCAAGUAAGAAAGUUAUAUUCGGC